AUGCGUCGGAGGCGGUUCAGAGGAGGUUUACCAGAUCGAUACCUGGAACGAGCGGGUUGUCCGAUUGACUCCCACGAAGACGAUGUCAACGCCGUGGCCUUCGCCGACGCCAGCUCGCAGAUCCUCUUCUCGGGCGGGGACGACGCGCUGUGCAAGGUGUGGGACCGCCGCACCCUGCGGGAGGACAGCCCGCAGCCCGUGGGGGUUCUGGCUGGGCACCGGGACGGCAUCACCUUCAUCGACAGCAAGGGAGACGCCCGCUUCCUCGUGUCCAACUCCAAGGACCAGACCAUCAAGCUGUGGGACAUCCGGCGUUUCUCCCCCAAGGAGGGCUUGGAGGCCUCGCGCCAGGCGGUGACGCAACAGAACUGGGACUACAGGUGGCAGCAAGUGCCCAAGAGAGCCCUGAAGAAGCACCGACUGCCUGGGGACAGCUCGCUGAUGACCUACAGAGGGCACGGGGUCCUGCACACUCUUAUCCGCUGUCGAUUCUCUCCGGCAUUCACCACCGGGCAGCAGUACAUCUACAGCGGCUGCUCAACAGGGAAGGUCGUGAUUUACGAUGUGUUAACGGGUAAGAUAGUCAGCAAGCUCUCGGAGCACCGAGCCUGCGUGCGUGAUGUUAGCUGGCACCCGUACGAAGAGAAGAUCAUCAGCACUUCGUGGGACGGAGGAGUGCGUCUCUGGGAUUACCGACUGGCCGAAUACUUCACCGACGACCUCCAGGCUUCUGGCCGCCACCUCCGGCCGAGGCGUAAGAACGCGGAGACCGGCGAAGACAAUUGAGCCGCCGGGGACUGUCGGAGAGACUGGUGACGGUGGUGGUGGUGGGGGGGUGGCAGUGGAACGGAGUCCGAAGGUGUAGUGCUGGCGGAGGUGGGGUAGGGGACGCGAUCGCCAAGUGGCCCGGGCGUUGCGCGUGGAUCAGGAGUCCCCUCCCCUCGAGGACGACGCUCAGCUUUCCCUCCCAGCUCCCUCCGGCCUGUCUGACCUUCUCCCUGGGACCCACUCACCUCCCUCAACCCGGGCAGAGGGGGGAGGAAAGCCUGCCCCUUCCCAGGGUUCAACGCCGGACACUGACGCCUGUAAGGAGCCUGCUCCUUGGUUUUAUCUCGUAGACUCGAGGGAGGCACAGGCACGGAGGUAUUUCAGGCCGCUGCCUCUGUGCCUUUGACAGCCCGAUUAAUCCCGCUCUCUUUCUAUCUGCACCCCCUCACCCUGCCAACUCCCGCUCUCUCUCUCUCCGCACCCCCCGCCCUGCCAACUCCCGCUCUCUCUCUCCGUGCCCCCCUCGCCCUGCCAACUCCCGCUCUCUCUUUCUCCACACCU
This is a messenger RNA of Carcharodon carcharias (great white shark), 1329 nucleotides long. It is a transcript of the gene dcaf11, whose product is annotated as ddb1 and cul4 associated factor 11. Gene Ontology annotation, molecular function: protein binding. Bases 1 to 786 code for a protein of 261 amino acids. Gene Ontology annotation, cellular component: Cul4-RING E3 ubiquitin ligase complex. NCBI's taxonomy places the organism in Eukaryota, Metazoa, Chordata, Chondrichthyes, Lamniformes, Lamnidae. The transcript has 6 exons. Gene Ontology annotation, biological process: proteasome-mediated ubiquitin-dependent protein catabolic process. The record is from RefSeq and is a predicted model, not a curated record.